Molecule: messenger RNA, 1863 nt
Organism: Cryphonectria parasitica EP155
Lineage: Eukaryota; Fungi; Ascomycota; Sordariomycetes; Diaporthales; Cryphonectriaceae
Exons: 4
Coding region: 1-1719 (572 amino acids)
Biological process (GO): amino acid transmembrane transport
Cellular component (GO): vacuolar membrane
Molecular function (GO): amino acid transmembrane transporter activity
Source: RefSeq, a predicted model, not a curated record
AUGGAUGCUGUCUGGUCAAUCGAUACUGGAUACAUCAGACCCCAGGCGCGGAAGCUACACGACCCGGACGUCACUUUCGAGGAGUAUCACUACUAUGCGCUUCAGACACGGGAGCUGGAGAGAAACGAACCCAGACCCAAGACCAACUGGCGAGAGAUCAUCCUGCGCGCGAAGCCCAAGACAGAGGGGCAGGAGGCAGAGACCGGCGACAUAACGUCCAGCAAUCUGAAUUUUGCCAAUCGCGCCAACCGCCUGGAGAUCACCGAUGAGGAGUGGUCAAAUGCCUCGCGAGCGUUUCGUACAGCGUCCGCCGGCGCCUGUUUCUAUCUCAUCACAACUGACAUCCUGGGGCCGUAUGGUGUUGGUUUCGCCAUGGGCGCUCUUGGCUGGAUGCCGGGCAUCAUUCUGUACAGCGUCUUUGGCUUCAUGGCUGGCUACGGUGGCUACCUGCUCUGGCACAUCUUCCUGGGCCUCGACUCCUAUCAAUUCCCGUUAAGAAACUUUGGUGAUCUUGGUUUCCGCCUUUACGGCGGGUGGGCACGACACAUCCUCAACGUCCUUCAAGCAUUGGCCUUGCUUCUUAUCCUCGGGCAGGUAACCAUACAAAACGGCCAGGCGUUGUCUCAAGUGUCCAAGUUCCGCAUCUGCUAUGCGGUCUGUCCCAUCAUCUUUGUUGCCGCUGGCUUUGCCCUGGGUCAGGUUCGCACGCUCCGCCGAUUUGGACUCAUUGCUAAUCUGGCAAUCUGGCUGAACCUCCUGGUCAUCUUCAUCACCAUGGGCAUCAUGGCUCACAGCCCGCCUAACUUUGCCAUCUCUGUUCUGGGCUCAGCAGGGGCUCUCGUCGACCCAGACUCCAUCACACCCGAUGCAAACGGCAUUUAUCCUCCUGUCAAACACUACAACUACCUGCCAGAUCCCAGCAGCCUGACUGGGUCUCUAAACGGCCUCAUGUCCGGUGUUCUUGCGUACGGUGGUGCUCAGCUGUUCAUCGAAUUCAUGGCUGAGAUGCGUCGACCCUAUGACUUUUUGAAGGCCAUGUGGGGAGCUCAAUUCUUCAUUUACAGUGUCUAUAUGAUAUACGGUUGCUAUGUCUACUACUUCCAGGGACAGUAUGCAUAUCAGAUCUCCUAUCAAGGCGUAUCUGCGUACGGCUUUCAGACUGCCGGCAAUAUGCUUGCAUUCAUCAGCGGCCUUAUUGCCGCCGCGCUGUAUGGAAACAUCGGCAUAAAGGUCUUUUAUAAUAAUGUCUUGAUGGACUUGUUCUCGGCUCCUCCUCUCACGACCAAAUCCGGCAAGAUCCUUUGGGCCAUCAUUGUUCCUAUCUGGUGGUCCAUCGCGUACAUCAUUGCGGCAGCCAUCCCGGACUACUUUGGCUUCGUAUCCGUGAUCUCGUCGGCUACACUGUUGGAGUUCACGUACUGCUUUCCGCCCAUGCUAGCUUUGGCUUACGAUAUCCAAUUGAAUGCCAUCGUCGAAGGCGAGGGCUUUGAUCCUGUGACAGGAGCAGUCAUCCGCAAGGACAAGGGCCUGAAACGCUGGGUACGAGGAUUUUUUCGUGGGAGGUGGUGGCUCAACAUUCUGCAUCUUCUCUAUGCGUGUGGGGCUUGGGCCACAGCUGGUCUUGGUCUCUACGCUGCGAUUGAAGGCAUGAUCGAGGCGUUUGAAAAUCCUCAGCUAAACUCUUUCACAUGCACCUCACCGUUGAAUCUUAAUGCCUAAUGUGCAGUAGCUAGAUAUGAUUAAGUGUCUGGUUUCUGUCUGCAAUUACAAUGUUGUAAUUGCUAGAUGACAUCUCUGUGUCACCUUGAUAUAGUCCGCUAUAGCCUAAAAUAAAUACAUGGCUUGCGCACUAGGCCUCAAAGG